AACCAUUACCCAUAGAUUAGUGAGGCAUUAAACCAGAGUAUGCCCGGGGUAGCAACGAUGGCAGACCUGUAGGCUAACAUGCAUAGGGCUGUGGACGAUGUGAGAUGGGAACUACUCUCCUGCUAGGGCUGUGGACGAUGUGAGAUAUAAUCUAUCCACGUGCAAGGGCUGUGGACGAUGUUGGAUGUAUACAGAAAGAGACGUCAUCUAACGAGCAGCCAUUGUAAGCCUUUACAUAAACAAGGGUAAAGGUAUGGUCGGGAGAUGGCGGUGUUUUACAUCAUAUAAAUAGUGUUCCGUGAUAUAUGAAAACUUACUUCCGGGCUGCAGCCGUUGACUUGAUGCAAUGAUUGAUGGAGUGUGUGCUACGAACGGAGCGUGUUUUAUUGGAUGGUAUUCAAGGAAAGUGAGGGUAUUCGAGUGUUUGAUAAAGCCGUGUUAUGGUUUCACUGACAGCUGCCAUAAUUCACUGUGAUAAAACUGUGCAGGUCAGCAACACAUUGCUCAGUGACGAGGAACGACACAAUCCCUCUGAAUGCAUAUCGUACAGAGUAUAAUUGUCACAUGCGUGAACCUUUAUUGACCGUUAGCUAAACCAAAUAAUUGAUCUCCAUAUUCUACGCAACCAGCAUCCAGCAACAUCAACAUAGUGCAGGGUCAGAAAUUGCUAUCACCUCUGUUACGUCAUAGUUGACAUCAGACAUUAACAGGCUGUCGCUGGGAAAUAGACGUUCUUGCUAGACACCAAUAGCAUGUCGAUAGGACAAAGACGUCCUUGGUAGACAUCAACACGCCGUCGACAGGACAAAGAUGUUCUUACUAGACACCAACAGGCUCUCGUUAGAUAGAAGACUUACACACGAACAGACUGUGGCUGGGCGAGAGACGUUAUCAGUCCACGUUUAAUAUUAGUAUUUCAAUAUACAUUGUCUGUCUGUAUAUGUGCAGGUUCAAAAACAGUACAACAUAGCUAUCGUCAAGGUAAGCAUCUUCGGAGACCCCUUGGAGCAGUCAGUACUCAACGCGAAUAUUGGUAUCACAGGACAUGAUGAGGCGGUGUCAGGACCGGAACGCCGGCCCGCUCUCGGAGAGAUACAUCAUCAUCCCUGAGGACUUGUUCCAGGACCUGACCAGAACUCCCACGACCAUCGACCUGACUCUGCAGAGACACCACCAUGGUACACAGAGGACCGCCGGUACCUACCCCCGGCCUCGGCCCCUACCCUCGCUUGACUGGGCCAGACACCACCCCCGGGAGAAUGGUUAUAGACUAUUAGGGGUGCACAGACCGAGAGUGUUCAGUGCGAUGGAUCAUGGCACUGAUCCUAACGAGGAUUCCAAUGACGUCAUCAGCCAGGUUGCUCGAGCCAACUUCCUGAAGGCUGACUCUUCCUAUAUUUUGCCUCAAAUCCGCGCGUCACCUUGUCUCAUGCAUUCCAAACAGAGCAGACGACAGGAUCUGGUUUACUCAACAAACCAUCAUGGUGGCAAGGUUCCUGUUCACCUUGGUCAUAGUUCCAGGACUAUCAGAGACAAAACAGUGAGACAAAGUGUUCACAAAUAUAACUUUGAAACAAAGCAACAUGAAAGUCUUACCACCAAACCAUCCUCAGAUGUGGCGCACAAGCGCCCCCGGCUUCCUGGAGAGUGUAAAUCCCAAGACUUGGUCAUGUCCUGGCUCCUGCGCGGCUCCGCACCAGCCGAUCAGAACCACUUCCCAGAUAUUGUUAAAAACGGACAACAAAACAAAACGUCAAAACAGCGACAUAUGAAUUCUUUAGUCAGUGAAUAACGCACUAAGAUACGUUUCUUUUAUCAUUUCAUAUUUCGCUUCCCGCUACUGACCCGUACACCGUCGCUUGAAGAUGGACGGGGUUGGGACCUGUUAGUAUUUGGCCACGUACAGAGUAGCAUAGACAGAAUAGUGUUUGUGUUUAACGGUGGUGCUAGUGAUGUAAGAAGUUGGACACGGCCAAAUAUUGACUACUGAUUCAACUUUAAUGCUAUCAGGUACUGUUGUUAUUUGUUUUUGCGUUUCAUUGAAAGACGAUAUGACUCCCCUAUUAAUGAAGACAGCAUCAGUGAAGGAUGCGGGACACACAAGUGCUCGUUGUGUGUGUAUCAUUAUAGUGUAUGGAGCUCUAGAUACAAACGUUCGCUGUGUCUGUGCGGAGCUCCACGCACAAGUGUUCCUUGUGUUUGUAUAUGUGCACUGUCGACCCCAGAAGUGAUUUGACAAGGGUGUCAAAUACGGAAGUAAGAUGAAUGUUGUGUCAAAACUCGAGGUGAGAUACACGGGAAGUCGGAGACGGAAGUGAGAUAGACGGGGAGUCGUAGGCGGAAGUGAGAGAGACGGGGAGUCGGAAGCGGAAUUGGGAUUAACGGGGAGUCGGAGGCGGAAGCGAGAUAGACGGGGAGUCGGAAGCGGAAGUGAGAUAGACGGGGAGUCGGAAGCGGAAGUGAGAUGAUCAGGGAAGUGAAUGUCUCCUCAGUAUUGAUGACCACGAGGUGGCUAUAAAACAUGUCUCGAGAUAUCCAGGGAGAAGUGUUAUAAUGGGUGGCAGAGGAAAAGUCUCAAAUUCAGUGCCUGUAAUUAAAGCUUCGAGAAGUUUUAACUCGUGGCUCUAGAACAUGCUAUAGCCUACAGUCUUAUGCUCUAAGCUUGGCACUUUUCUGUAGAGUACCAACUUGAUGGUGUCAUAUAUGUACAUAUAAUUAAAAGUGUGAAUAUUA
Haliotis rubra (blacklip abalone) is the source of this 2733-nucleotide messenger RNA. RefSeq lists its product as uncharacterized. The transcript is spliced from 2 exons. The coding region runs from base 1046 to 1792 and encodes 248 amino acids. The record is from RefSeq and is a predicted model, not a curated record. Lineage: Eukaryota; Metazoa; Mollusca; Gastropoda; Lepetellida; Haliotidae.